UGUAAGUUUGGAUGACUGAGUACAUUUGAGGUUGGUCGCUCUUAAAGGGCCAGCGUGGACAAACGGCCAAGUCCAAAGACGAGGACAAAUUUCUCAAGGGGGGGGGGAAGUUGAUUUUGGCAAAAAGGUCCAUCCGCUAAGCCAACGUGCGCGUCAUCUUGUCGAAAAUGACGAGGACACGGACGGGCCCGAUUUGCACCAGUCCAACAUUUUUCCUCCGCACUGAACUCCAUCAACGGCGGGGACGCAAAGAUGUUUGCUGAGUGAAAACGGCAAAACACAAAACGGGAAGCGAGGGAGCAAAGAGAGGGAAGGAGCGAGCCGCGCGCGCGUCGGGGGCGGGCGGCGGGGGCGGGGGGCGGAGCGACGGCGCUCCUCCGGCGUCCCGGCAUUCUGGCCGCACUCCUGCCGGGGCUUCAUCUCCGGCGCGUCCCCUUCCUCCUCCCGCGUCUCUCGGGAUGCCGGCGGGCUCCGUCAACAAGUGCGCGUGAGGAGCGAGGCGGCCAGGCAGGCGGGGUGGGGGGGGGUUGCGGGCGGGCGACGGCCAACGGCGCGGCCAUGGAGGUGGCUCUGGUGAACCUGCAGGAGAACGGAGGCGCCAACAACGCGCAGCAGCAGCAGCAGCACUCGGCGCUCAUGGACGACUUGGGCAAAGAAGUGAACGCUCCUCUUCAUCAUCAGCAGCAGCAUCCUCAUCCUCCUCCUCCUCAUCCUCCCGCGUGGAAGAUCAACGACAUGAACAGCGCGCUGAGCUGCAGCGAGAACGCCAUGGACGCGCUGCUGCGCGCCGACCACAGCCCGCACGUCUUCGACGACGAGCUCCUGGACCUGGAUUUGGACUCGGACAGCAACGAGCGGGUGCUCAUCAACAUCGCCGGCCUGCGCUACGAGACGCAGCUGGGCACCCUCAACCAGUUCCCCGACACUCUGCUGGGCGACCCCGCCAAGAGGAUCAAGUACUUCGACCCGCUGCGCAACGAGUACUUCUUCGACCGCAACCGUCCCAGCUUCGACGGCAUCCUCUACUUCUACCAGUCGGGCGGCAAGAUCCGCAGGCCCGUCAACGUGUCCAUCGACGUCUUCGCCGACGAGAUCCGCUUCUACCAGCUGGGCGAGGAGGCCAUGGAGCGCUUCCGCGAGGACGAGGGAUUCAUCAAGGAGGAGGAGAAGCCGCUGCCGCGAAACGAGUUCCAGAAGCAGGUGUGGCUGAUCUUCGAGUACCCGGAGAGCUCGAGCCCGGCGCGCGGCAUCGCCAUCGUGUCGGUGCUGGUCAUCACCAUCUCCAUCAUCACCUUCUGCCUGGAGACGCUGCCCGAGUUCCGCGACGAGCGCGAGCUGCCGGCCGGCGGCCGGCCGGACAACGGCACGGCGGCCCGGCCCUCGCUGACCUUCAGCGACCCCUUCUUCAUCAUCGAGACCACCUGCGUCAUCUGGUUCACCUUCGAGCUCUUCGUGCGCUUCUUCGCCUGCCCCAGCAAGUCCGAGUUCUCCAAGACGGUGAUGAACAUCAUCGACAUCAUGUCCAUCAUGCCCUACUUCAUCACGCUGGGCACCGAGCUGGCCGAGCAGGGCCAGGAGCACCCCAACGGCCAGCAGGCCAUGUCGCUGGCCAUCCUGCGCGUCAUCCGGCUGGUGCGCGUCUUCCGCAUCUUCAAGCUGUCGCGCCACUCCAAGGGGCUGCAGAUCCUGGGCCAGACGCUCAAGGCCAGCAUGCGGGAGCUGGGCCUGCUCAUCUUCUUCCUCUUCAUCGGCGUCAUCCUCUUCUCCAGCGCCGUCUACUUCGCCGAGGCCGACGAGCCCGAGUCGCACUUCUCCAGCAUCCCCGACGCCUUCUGGUGGGCCGUGGUCACCAUGACCACGGUGGGCUACGGCGACAUGCGCCCCGUCACGGUGGGCGGCAAGAUCGUGGGCUCGCUGUGCGCCAUCGCCGGCGUGCUGACCAUCGCGCUGCCCGUGCCCGUCAUCGUCUCCAACUUCAACUACUUCUACCACCGCGAGACCGACCAGGACCAGUCCUCGCUCAAGGACGAGCCGGCGGCCCCCCAGGCCAAGGCCGCGGCGGGGGCC
Hippocampus comes (tiger tail seahorse) is the source of this 2067-nucleotide messenger RNA. RefSeq names its product potassium voltage-gated channel subfamily A member 5. The record is from RefSeq and is a predicted model, not a curated record. Gene Ontology annotation, cellular component: membrane; intercalated disc; voltage-gated potassium channel complex. The annotation marks the transcript as partial. Gene Ontology annotation, biological process: protein homooligomerization; potassium ion transmembrane transport; action potential. Gene Ontology annotation, molecular function: protein binding; delayed rectifier potassium channel activity. NCBI's taxonomy places the organism in Eukaryota, Metazoa, Chordata, Actinopteri, Syngnathiformes, Syngnathidae. The transcript has 3 exons.